Molecule: messenger RNA, 5442 nt
Organism: Rhopilema esculentum
Lineage: Eukaryota; Metazoa; Cnidaria; Scyphozoa; Rhizostomeae; Rhizostomatidae
Product: neuropeptide Y receptor type 1
Biological process (GO): G protein-coupled receptor signaling pathway
Cellular component (GO): plasma membrane
Molecular function (GO): G protein-coupled receptor activity
Source: RefSeq, a predicted model, not a curated record
AAGAGUACCCAACCCAAGGAGAUGACGUAUUUCCUGACAAGUCAGCCAAACUCGAAAGUACGAACCAACGUCCGCAAUCGAAACAACUACUAAAUAUCUUGUUAGGGCAGUAAUACUUCCUUCUUUGGCAACACUUCCGGGUUUCUCUCCGGUGAUAGGCUGGUUUUAUGGUUUCCUGUUGCUAUUUCUAUAAUAUUUAUUCCCGUCCAUGAAUACGAGUGUCACUCUGCUGUUCGUUAUCCAGCUGAAGUUCAAGAAAGACAUCAGUCAAUCAUAAAGACAGUACUUUGCAAUGGAGGAUGAAGGAGACUUGUUUUUUGACUACGAUGUCAACUGCACGGGGAACAUGUCAAUGCACGAAGACUGUGAGGGACCAUUGCCAAUCACAUCAUUCGCCAAAGCAAGAAUCAUCCUCUACAUAAUCAGUUUCUUGUUAAGUUUGAUUGGCAAUAGCUGUGUUGUCCUAGUAACGUUAAAGAAGAUAUACAAAAAGGUCAACGUUGGAGCAUUCAAACUGCUAAUAGCCCAUCUGGCAUUGGUAGAUUUUCUGUAUUCAUGCAACAUCUUCGUUCUUAUUCCAAACGAACUCUAUGAAGCUGAAAUGCAUGAUCGUUUGCCAAUGUGUACCUUCAAAAGACUUUUAAGACAAGCACCUUACAUGGCAUCAAUUGGAACUGUUGUUGUUAUCGCCAUAGAGAGGUUCAAGUCCAUAUCACACGAUUUUAGCGUUAGAAAAUGGUCAAAAAGGAGAAUCUGUGUCAGCCUAUUGAUCGUCUGGGUCGUUUCUUUUGCCGUGUACAUUCCAGAAACUAUUUCAUUGGACACAAGAGAUGGUGACAUUCACUGCUAUAAAAAAAUGAAUUUAACACAAAUCCGUGCCAAUGCUGUUUUCCUUCUUCUCAUGGAAUACGUGUUGCCGUUGUGUAUCAUUGGCUUCUGCAAUUAUAAAGUCAUAGCGGUGAUCAAAAGUCGACAGAUGCUCGGCUUACAAACACAAAACAUGCAAGAGCGUGACAAUGAGCAGAAAAAAUCAGUGAGGAUUCUUCUAGCCAUUGUUAUAGGAUUUGCUGUUCUGGCCCUACCAAAUCAAAUUUUUUUCGGAUAUCUGGAUCUUGGCAACAACUACCAUGAAUUUACGAAAAAAUGGGAUAUUCUACAAAUGAUUGCUAUAAUCUUGCUAUUUCAUGCGUCAUUCAACGCUGUCCUGUACAGCGUAGUGGAUAAGGAUUUCCGUUGUGAUGUGAAAGAGCUGUGUUGCUGCUGCUUUGAAAAGUUCACUUUGAGCAGGGAUCGCUCCUCGAUUUCAACAUCAGCCACUGGGGUAAAUAGCAAAGCAUACGAGAUGACGGAUGUCAACAUCAACAGUAGCGCCUAGCUGUGUUAGCUCUUAGCUUAAGGGGGGGGGGGAUCUUCAUUGUAUGUACUUUCAAAGGAGAGGAGGGCAUAUGUGUUGAGCUAAGGGUUAGGGGUAGUACCGAGACAAACCAUUUUCUACUUCUUACAAUUGUGCAUUGGAAAAUGUUUAUGAGAGCAGCCUCUUUCUUUCUUUAGCACAACACAAAACCUCUAAGAAAGGUGUACGCAAAAGGUAUGGUAUUAUUCGUACAGGACUCGCCCAUACAAAAUGCACGGGAGGGACUGUGAAGGGGAAAAUAAAGGGUCAAGGUUAUUAAUGCAAUUUGGACAUACGUAAGUGCUUUGUAGAUGCCCCUGUUUAAUAUGGCAGCGGUAAUGCAGUCUGUUACAAGCAGAAAAUCUUUCAAAUUCAGCUAAAAAAAUGUUUCAUAAAUUUUUUAUAAGAUAAUUGAGUUUAUAUAGUCGUAAACCUGAGUUUUAUCAUAGGCAUUCUCAAUGUAUUGCUUGUCUAAUGGUAGGCUGGGGUCGGUGGUGUAGUGACAUUUGGUCAAAUGACUUUGUGGAUAACUUCUUCAAGAAUUAUUUCAGAAUUAGUCAGAAUUAACUUUAGUACAAAUAAAUGCUUGUGCGUUUCAUAAACUUAAAAUCAUGCAUCCAGUUUCAAUAAAUGAGAAUACUGACUUUGAUCAAUUUUUGGACAAGCGACUCUCCAAAGUCUUGUGCCAAAAUCUUUAAAAAACUAGAUACCGAAAAAAUUGUAAAGGAUUUCGCAGAUUUUCCUCGUACUUGAAAGGACUUCGUCUCAACUUUGGAGUAUAAUAUAUUACAUUAAAUGUUUGCUUGAGGUUUUGAAAAAUCGGCUUCGGUUUCCUCACAUGACCCGCUUCAUGAUAUAAAAUGUGAAUUGUGAAGCAAAUUGCCAGUUGUGAAAUGAAGAGAGCCAGCCACCGAAAACUAUUGACUGUUAAUGUUUUUGACAAAGAUGGCACGUAGAAAUGACAGCAAAGCAUACUUCCAAUACAUUUAUAAAAAUGGACGUUUUCCCGAAUUCUUAUGGGCGUGAUCUGCAAAAAUGUUCUAAUAUAAACGCCUGUACACCCUGCUAUUAGAGUUGUUUUCGACCCCCCCCCCCCGCCACCUUCCCCGCCAUGGGCUAUGAGACUGCUUGGGUUGGCCUUUAGAUCUCCUACAAAGCACUUCAAUGACACAAAAUUUGGACAUUCGCUGCAAUGACCUCUUGUUCUUGGUUCACUCUUUUUGAAACUGUUAACAUCCAUUUUAUAUAUAUUUUAUCAAUAUCUGGAAUUUCAUUACUAUGUUACGUAAUUAAAAUGUUAGUAUUUUUUACCAUUUUACUGUUACAUACGCUGGGAGGCAAAACUGCUUUCUACUGCAUUUUUAGAUAGAAACUGCUUCAAAGUAAAAUGUUAAUGUUAAGAAUUCGCUUUUGGUGUAAAGAACAGGAAGGUGGUAAGUUGCAACUACGAGAACGACGCUUAAUGUGAUCAUUGGGCCACUGUUGACUGAUGAUCUCAUCAAGUUGCCUGAUGAUUCCAUUUAGGGUGAAACUGGGAGCAGCAACAAAAACCGUCCUGUAUUUUGCACCAAAUGCGUAUACAACUUUUACUAUACGGAAUCUAUGCUGUACCCUAGGACCAGAGCCACAUAAAUUCUAGGGCGUGGAAAUAGAAAAGAGGAGAAGAGGAAUCAAGAGAUGUUGCCCUGUUGCCAAGGGUACAGCAUGCAGCUAUUUACGAGAGACCUGUACACAUUUAAUCUUAGUAUGUUAACCAUUCUACAAUAUAACAGCCGUAUUUAGAUAUCAUAUUUAGAGGUUAGCCAAUGGUCACUUUCAAUUGCUUUAAGAAAUAGCACUUUUUAUAUAAUUUUGUAAUGUAUGUGUUGAAAUAAUGAAGCAUUUCAACCUACAAACAGCAAACUCAAUGGCUCUUUGUCUUCUUGUGCUAAAUUUGGCUAUUGCCAAACGGAAUCCGUGUGGGGGGGGACUAUUAACGAAGCACCGACUAUAACUAGCUAGGUUGAUAAUGCAAGUAGAUGUAAGUAGCCAUAAUUUAUAUCAAGAAACAUAACGGAUCGUUGUUAAUAUAAAAUUGAAUGAAUUCUGUUCUUUAAUAUGCCUUUCGGCAUAAGUUUAAGAAAUUGAAUGGCUCUUACAUGAAUUGGUUUCAAAAGUAUGUUCACCUUGAAUACUUUCAGUGAAAAUGGUUACACAAUUUUGGUAAGUCAGAGAAAAGGGUACAUUCCAUGCAACCCAAAAUCAGAGAUAAGGGUCUAGUUUCUACUUUCAAGAUUACAUAUGGUAUACAUUGGACUAACUGACUGAGCCCGCCGGGGUAAACGCGUGUCCAGGGUAUUCGUUCUAGUAUCAUUCCUUGGGCACAAGCCGCAGGUCCACAUCAUCUUACAGUUGCCACAACCCUGACUGCUAGUUUGCUUGCUUGUUUGCCCAGUCUACAAUAACGCACUGUUAAUGGAAUCCAGGAAAGAUAACACGAAAAUCUAGAGUAUGACUGUUCUGGUGGUGCAAUAAAUUUUCUGGUCGAUUUUGAAGAAGCUCUCAAUGAUUUAACUCGUGUGCGGUUAUUUGGGGCUGGCUUUCACAUGUCAAUGCCGCAAACGCUCUUUCUUCAUAAUAAGACACUUAAUAAGAACAACGAACCUCUAUUUGCCUAGCCUGCGCGCAGUUUUUUUCUGCGUGCAGGCUACUAUUUGCCAAAAGUAAAAGCGUCAGAGCACAACCUGCCUUAGAUUAAACGUUUAGAAGACAGAUGUCAAUAUACUUUUACCAUAGAGUUGUUAAGUGAUGACGUCACAAAAAUAUGUUUUUAGAAUUUUUAAAAAUUUUUCCAUAGCCUGAAAGAGCAUUAUAUAAUACCUCUAAAUCUGCAAAAUCAGUUAAAAGUAUUACGAAUUGGCUGAUAGAUAACCAGAUGAGCAAAGCUCUGGCCCUAUCAAACUUCUGUAAUUUGUUCAUAACUUUAUGAACUGAGCCAAAAUAACAGUAAUCCGUUAGCAAAAUUCAAAUUUUCUAUUGGUCAUAGCUCACCCCAUUUUUGAAAGAUUUAACUGAUUUUGUAUAUAUGGGAGUAUUUUAUGGUGUGUAGUCAAAAUUCGAAAAUUCUAAAAAUAUUCUUUUGUGACGUCACACUUGAGAACUCUAUUUGCUCUCAUGUUAUCAAAUCCGAGCAUAUCUUAUAAGCUAAUCAGCAGUGCUACUAAAAACGUUAUGCAAAACGGGUCUCAUAGACGAUUUUUAUCAUGCGGUUGAUUCAUUAAAAACACUCGAGCCUCAAGUUAUUGAAAAAAAGAGAGUGUAAUGAAAAAUCAGAGCAUACUCUGCUGUGUGCAAGGAAAACUUUUUAUCAAUAUGAUAUUUGAUGAUGUUAAUUUUUAUUUUCUAUCAACGAGCUAUUUGCAAUGUAAAAUUUACGGAUGUGAACGGGCAAGCAUAAUUUUAUUCGUAACUUUUGGUCAGCUUACUGAAACGCACCUUUAUUUCUGGAAAGGGAUAAAUACCGCAUUCAGUGACCGCAUUUGAAUUAUCUCUUCUGUUGCAGACAUUUUACAUUCACAAACAGAAAGUAAUAAGUCCAGGUCAACGCCUCGAGUUGUUUUGUUGAGAGGUGCAAAGGUCCUUUUGUAAAUGUCCGAGUGCAAUGAUUGUGAGCCAUUUUAUAUCUAGAAUGCAGCAGAAUGUUUUUCUAGAGUUGAUUCUUCACAUGCAUUAGAGAGUUAUGCAGGGUAAAAAAUUUGGUCAAAGUUAUUCUCAAAGUCGUGUAUUGGAGCUGGAACCCUUUUUUCGCAUACAAGGAACAACUUCUUUGCUGUCGUUAUUGGCUUUAGUGCUACUGAAAGCAAACGAAUGAAAAAGCUUAGCAAACGUCAACUUGCCAGACUAUUCCCUUCAAGCGCACAUACCAUUUUAUGCUUCUUUUAAGAAUAAUACCAAUAUUAUGUCAUGUAACAAUAAGAUCAAUGUUAUCCUUCAACAUUCUUAUUUAUCUCUCGACUAGGCAAAUCUCUUUAGAAAGUUCGAUGGCAAAUCUCUUUAGACUCAUAAGCUAU